AUGUCCGAAUCGGCUUACCAACGCCUCUGGGAGGCCUCCCACGCGACCCUGCAGGGCCUGCUGAGCCAAGAGGAGCCCAUGCUGGAACCCACGCCCGGCCAGGAGCGCUCCGCCUUCCAGUACCAGCUCUCCCUGCUCUACCUGUACUACCUGAGGCUGCUGCGCCGGUUCGACCUGGUCUACGACCAGAUGGUGCAGCCUCAGAAGCGCCGGCUGCUGCGGCGCCUGCUGGACGGCGUGGCGGGCCGGGUGCUGGAGCUCAAGGACGAGCUGGUGCGGGUGGACCUCAGCGAGACCCACGCGCUGGACCGCGCGCUGCAGGCGCUCAAGAUGACCCCGGCGGACCUGGAGGUUCCCAUCCCCAAAUACUUCCAGCUGGAGCAGUCCAACGCGCUGAAGGAACGAAGGAUGGUGCUGUCGGAUAUCCUGGGCCGGCUGGAGCCCGUGGCGGUCCAGGAGGUUGCUCCCGAAAUGCAAAAGGUGGAGGCCAUCUUGGUAGUGCAGAGGGCGGAGCGGGCCCGGCAGGGGCGGCUGCGAGCCAGGUUCAUGCGGGAGAUCCGCAAGGAAGAGGAGCGAGAGCGCAAGAGCCGCGAGGAGGGGCAGCCCAGAUUCAGUCGCGACGAGGCGGCUCUCCUCAUACAGAAGGUGUGGAAGGGUCACGCGCAGAGGAAACGCAUCCAGCUGGACCGGCGCUCCGAGAUGGAGUUCAUCGGCAUGCUUCCGGUGCCCAUGCCGACGAAGAGCGUGAAUAUCUUAGCUCAGGUCUUCCAGGCCGAGGAGGCCCGGAGGGUCCGGCAGACGGAAAAGGAGGAGGAGUUCAACCUGGCCGUGGAAAAGACUCACGACUCCCUCCUAAACACGGAGGGGCCGGAGAUGAAGGAGAGCAUGAAGGACCAAAUUCGACAGUGGUUCAUCGAGUGCCAUGCCCUCACCGGUCGGUUCCCCGAUUUCCCGGAUGAGUCUUCGGGUGGCUCCUACCUGAUCUUUGCGGACAAGACUCCAGAGCAGGUAAAGGCGGAGCUGGAGAUGCAGGCCCAGGAGAUCAAAAAGAAGGAACAAGAGAAGAACAAGGAAAAGGAGAAAACGGAAAAGGAGGGGAGGAAAGGGAAGCAGCCAAAGAAGAAAGAGGGGAAGGCCAAGAAGGAGGUAGAAACCGUCCUGAAAUUGUUGCCCUCCAAGUUUGUGCCUGUGAUUAACACUGGUCACGAGGAGUAUCUAAAACUGUGGAAGAAACGCCAGGAGGACGCGUACCCCAGCCAGAGCUACGACGCUGAGGUCCUCCAGGAGGAGAAGAGGAAGGAGGUGGAGCAGGAGAUCCGGACGCAGGUGGAUGAGCUGAUGCGGCAGGAGCUGAGGAGCCUGCGUUUGGCUGUGGACAAGGAAGAAAGCAGAGUCGUGAAGCUUCCAAAGCCAAAGUCCGCAAAGAAAGCUGGGGGGAAGAAGAAGGAGAAAGACCUGACUCCAGACAGGACUGUGGACUCCCUGUAUGAAGAACUCAUCAUCUUUGGCCUCCUAAAGAAGAUUAAGACGGUGGCCCUGAAGGACUUCAUUGGUGACUGCCUCUAUCUUGGGUCUGCUCUGAACUUGGCGAACAAGCUGCCCAUGCCGUCUCUGUUCGACAUACGGCAGAACGUUGCCUUGUAUGGGGUCCUUCGCCUGGGCUCCCCAGACAUACACUCCAUGGCCCCCCUCAUCCGCUCCCUCCUCCUGGUGGGCCCCUCCGGCAUGGGGAAGAAGAUGUUGGUUCAGGCUGUGUGUACGGAAACUGGCGCCAACCUGUUCGACCUGUCCCCCGACAACGUGAUGGGCAAAUAUCCUGGCAAGAGCGGCUCGCAGAUGUUGGUGCACCUGGUCUUCAAGGUGGCCCGGCUCCUGCAGCCCUCCGUGAUCUGGAUUCGAGAGGCGGAGAAGACUUUCUAUAAGAGGAUACCAAAGGAAGAGAGGAAGAUGGACCCGAAGCGCAUCAAGAAGGACCUCACCAAGGCUCUGCGCCUGCUGAGCCCGGGGGACCGCGUGCUGCUCAUCGGGACGUCGGAGCAGCCCUACCUGGCAGACAUGAAGGCGCUGUGCCGGGCCUACGAGCGGAUCCUCUUCAUCCCGCGGCCCGACUACGCGUCCCGUUACGUGCUCUGGAAGCACAUGAUCGAGGCCCAGGGCGCGCAGGUCACCCAAAGCCUGGACCUCAGCGGGCUGGCCAGGGUGUCCGACGGCUACACCUCCAGUCACAUCCUGCAAGUGGUCCGGACGGUGCUGACCGAGCGUCGGCUCCUCCAGCUGUCCAAACGGUCCCUGGUGGCCUCUGAGUUUGUGGGGCACCUGGCAAAGCUGGACCCCGUCUACAAGGAAGAGGAGGAGUCUUUGAAGGACUGGUACUUCAGGACUCCGCUGGGCAGGAAGUACCUGAAGUUUCACAAGGAGCAGCAGGAGGCGGAGGAGGCCAGGCUGGCCAGGGAGAAGAAGAAAAACCCCUAA
This is a messenger RNA of Perognathus longimembris pacificus (Pacific pocket mouse), 2472 nucleotides long. RefSeq names its product IQ motif containing with AAA domain 1 like (gene Drc11l). Gene Ontology annotation, molecular function: ATP binding; ATP hydrolysis activity; protein binding. Lineage: Eukaryota; Metazoa; Chordata; Mammalia; Rodentia; Heteromyidae. The record is from RefSeq and is a predicted model, not a curated record.